This is a messenger RNA of Boleophthalmus pectinirostris (great blue-spotted mudskipper), 2807 nucleotides long. It is a transcript of the gene nr2c1, whose product is annotated as nuclear receptor subfamily 2, group C, member 1. The coding region runs from base 450 to 2273 and encodes 607 amino acids. Gene Ontology annotation, molecular function: zinc ion binding; RNA polymerase II cis-regulatory region sequence-specific DNA binding; nuclear receptor activity. NCBI's taxonomy places the organism in Eukaryota, Metazoa, Chordata, Actinopteri, Gobiiformes, Gobiidae. The record is from RefSeq and is a predicted model, not a curated record. The transcript has 14 exons. Gene Ontology annotation, biological process: anatomical structure development; negative regulation of transcription by RNA polymerase II; cell differentiation.
GAACAUGUUUCUGUAACUGUGUAAAUGUAAUCGAACUGCGUUUAAUAAACGUGAACUUUAUUAUUAACGUUUUAUAAUGAAAGAAAUGUUUCCUCCAACUUUGACAUAUGACGCAUGCGCAAUAGUAUGUUUUUCGUCUAAAAGGUCACGAACUCUGACCCUCCUAGUAACAGCACUUACAGUUAAAUUAAUACUUUUAGAGGGUAAAUUAACAUAUUAUAUUAUAGCACUUUUAGCGGAGAGGAUAAUAAUUAAUACGGAUACGCGCAAACCUCGUUGGAGACAUUUCGAGCCAGUAACACAGGAAGAGAGGGCGUGUUUUGAAGCUGUUCUAGGGAGAGCUGCUGCUAGCUAAAGGCUAACUUAGCUCGUUAGCACUCUCGGAGCUUCUCACGUGGUACUCAUGGGUUGUUGUUGAAGAGAACAGUGGGGGCGGAUGUAAUAUCACAAUGGAUGGACAAACUCAAAGAAUUCAGCUUGUGUCAGCAGAUGGCAACAUGGCUUUGGGUCACAGAAUUCAGAUUGUGACUGAUCAGCAAACAGGGCAAAAGAUACAGAUUGUCACUGCCCUGGAACCGCCUUCUCCUGGGAAACAGCAGUUUAUCCUUGCAAAUGCAGACUAUUCAUCCAGUGGAAAGGUCUUAUUGAAACAGGAAGGGUCACCUAACAAGGUCAUCCUCGCUGCCCCAGACAGCUCCGGGGUUAACCAGCUGUUGUUUGCUUCUCCUGAUUUGGCUGGACAGCAAAUUCAGUUUGUAACAGAUGGGUCAGAUCAGUCCCUUAUCAAGCCUGUUGUUGAGUACUGCGUUGUUUGUGGGGACAAGGCAUCAGGGCGCCAUUAUGGAGCAGUCAGUUGUGAGGGCUGUAAGGGAUUUUUCAAACGCAGCAUUAGAAAGAACUUGGUGUAUACGUGUCGGGGUUCUGGCGAAUGUGCCAUCAACAAGCUCCAUCGAAAUCGCUGCCAGUAUUGUCGGCUGCAGCGAUGCAUUGCUCUGGGCAUGAAACAGGACUCCGUGCAGUGUGAGAGAAAACCUGUUGAAGUCACUCGUGAGAAAUCAAUGAACUGUGCAGCCUCCACUGAGAAGAUCUACAUCCGCAAAAAUCUGUUUAGUCCACUGGCUGCCACUCCAACUUUUACUUCUGACAAAGAAACUGCGAGGUCUGCAAGUUUGUUGGAGUCCAGCAUGUUACUCAACAUCCAACAUCCAUUCCCAAAACUGGAAAACACCAUUUUGAUUCCUACAUCUCCAGACAAGGAUGACCCAUCACAAGGAGACCUAGGUACUCUGGCAAAUGUUGUGACGUCUCUGGCCCACCUCGAUAAGACACGAGAGGAGAGUGAAAGUGGCAACGAUUUGCUUGGAGUGGAGACACUCAGCAAUGGUGAUAGUUCAAUCACGGAACUUCAAGAAGACCACAAUACAAGUGACAUCACACGAGCGUUUGAUACCCUGGCUAAAGUCCUUCAUCCUAAUGAGAGAUCAGCAGCAGACACUUUGGAGGCGGCAAUGCAGUUAAUGGCAGGAGAUCAGUCUGGCCCUGUUCUGGAGCUGAAUGGGCCUCUUCUGUCUGACAGCCACAUCCCCUUUAAACUCAUGAUGCCUUUGCCUGUGCCAGAGUACCUCAAUGUCAACUACAUAUGCGAGUCUGCCUCACGGCUUCUUUUCCUUUCUAUGCACUGGGCUCGUUCCAUACCUGCAUUUCAGGCUCUAAGUGGUCAAGAAAAUGACAUCAACUUGAUGAAAGCCUGUUGGAAUGAGCUGUUUGCCCUCGGCUUGGCACAGUGCUCCAAUGUAAUGAACGUUGGUACCAUCCUAAGUGCCAUUAUUAACCAUCUUCAGACAAGCUUACAGGAAGACAAACUGUCCCCUGAACGAGUCAAAGUCGUAAUGGAGCACAUCUGGAGGAUGCAGGAGUUUUGUAACAGCAUGUCUAAGCUGUCACCUGACUCUUAUGAAUACGCCUACCUGAAAGCCAUUGUUCUUUUUAGUCCUGACCACCCAGGGAUAGACAACAUUUCACAAAUACAGUUCUUUCAAGAGCAGGCCUACACAGAACUACAGGACUAUGUCACCAGGACCUACCCUGAAGACUGCUAUCGGUUAUCCAAGCUGUUGCUGCGUCUCCCGGCCCUGCGGCUGAUCAGUGCAUCUGUCACUGAGGAGCUGUUCUUUGCUGGACUCAUCGGAAACGUUCAGAUUGACAGCAUCAUCCCAUAUAUCCUCAAAAUGGAGUCCACUGAUUAUAACAGCCAAACUGUUUCUGGCCUCUGAACUGCACAGUUUGACACUGAUUUAAUGAUCUGAUGAAAACUCAAAAGGACCCUUGUGACUGGUCAAUGUCAACUUUUAUUUUAUUUAAAUCUUGAUGAGGAUCUGGCUCCUGGAUGUCUCCGUAACAAACUUUUGACAUUUGGAGAGUAACAGUUGAGGGUAUAGACUUUUUAAUGGUAGUAUAGUGUUUUAUUACUCGUCUCCUCUCAGUAUUUCCUUUUGGCACAUCUCACAUGAGAACUGAAGGACCUGUUUCAUGCCAUUUUCAUUUGUCAUAAUGUGAACUGAUUUGUGUACCUAAUAUUCUUAAAGGUUUAACCUUUAUUUUCUAAGUGCUUGCUGAUCCAAAGGAUUACAUUUGCUUCUAUUGUUAAAUAUUUUACAGAAUAUGAAUAUUAAAAAAAAGAAAAAAUCUGUACAUAAUUGUGUACAUAGUAACAAGAAAGGCUACUGUGGCCUCUUGUAUUAUGCUUUCUGGACUAUUCAUGUGAAAAUGAUUUUAGAAUAAAGUACUUAAAUGGCAUGUCAUGCAGA